AUGUCCCAACCUAUUCGAAUCGCUAUAUCAGGAGGCGGGCUUGCAGGUGCAUCCUUAUUGCAAGCCCUCCUUAAAUUCUCGCACUUAGACGUACACAUUUUUGAGUCAGCCUCAGCAUUCAAAGAAUCAGGCAUGGCGAUUGGAAUAGCUCGUAAUGCCCUUGCUGCCCUUGAACUCAUCGGCCCCUCGGCGACUGAGUGCCUCGAGCGUGCUGGAGCCGUGCCUAUGAAAGGAGUCCGCUUCAUGCUAGCCCAGGGCGAAAAUCGAGGCAGCUUGAUCGAUGAGGUAGACGGUGAGGUCCAAGGGAAACGAGUUACUAGCAUCGUCCACCGUGCCGCAUUCCUCCAACAGCUUCUAGCAGGCGUCCCGGAAGAACGAAUGCAUGUUGCCAAAAAACUUGACGGGACCAAACGUAAAGAUGACGGAUCUCUCAUACUUCACUUUACAGACGGGACCACCCAUGAAUGCGAUAUUCUCAUCGGUGCGGACGGCAUUCAUAGCACUGUUCGUAAACUAAUCCUUGGCAAGGAUGACCCCGCUGCUUCACCCAGGAACACAGGCACCUGGUUGGUGAUGACUCUUCAACCCUUUUCCAAAGCUCAGACCAGUCUUGGUAAGGGCACGGUGGAUCUUGAAGAUGCUCGCGAAUAUUCUUGGAUUGGAGAUGGCUCCUUCAUACUCCAUAAUCUACUAAGCGACGGCCAAUUGGUGCAGUUCGUUAUUGCAUCGUACGACAAGGAAGCCGAGUCAACAGAUCGUUGGAAUCGAUCCGUGAGUGCCGAGGAGAUUAAAAGACUCUAUAAAGACUGGCCAUCGCAUUUAAGCAAGGCUGUCGACGAGCUAUUAUGUGACCAACACGAACAUCAGGGGAUGUACUUAUGGGAACACCCACCGGCCCACACUUACAUAUCUGGUCCCAUCUGUGUUAUGGGCGAUGCUGCCCAUGCUACCACUCCCUUAGGUAUUAUAGGGCAAGGCUCAGGGGGCGGCAUGUCUAUUGAAGAUAGUCUUGUUCUUUCAACCUUACUCGGGUGUGCUAAAACACCUUCUGAGGCGAUUACGGCUUUAAAAGUGUAUGACCAGGUUCGACGCCCCCGUACCCAGCGUAUCGUCGAGUCAAGCUACGGGACUGGCAUAAUUAUGAGAGGCAAAGGUAAGGAUAUAGGACUAGAUUUGGGGAAGCUUCGAGAGAACUUGCUGCCAAGAUGGGACUUCAUCAUCAAUUAUGAUAAUGAGAAACAUUUGAAGGAGGCAGUAGAGAUAAUGAGAAGUGAGCUAAAGGGUUAG
Messenger RNA from Daldinia childiae, 1287 nucleotides. Its product is annotated as Salicylate hydroxylase. The coding region runs from base 1 to 1287 and encodes 428 amino acids. NCBI's taxonomy places the organism in Eukaryota, Fungi, Ascomycota, Sordariomycetes, Xylariales, Hypoxylaceae. Gene Ontology annotation, biological process: secondary metabolite biosynthetic process. The record is from RefSeq and is a predicted model, not a curated record. The transcript is spliced from 4 exons. Gene Ontology annotation, molecular function: FAD binding.